ACUCUGUCUAAAGCUGCAGCUGCAUAGUGCACAGCUGUUUCAUGUUAGUUUAUAGUUGUAAUUAAUGCUUAAUUCCCGUAUUAGUUCUUUGUGUUGUGAUCAUAUUGUUAUAUUUGAUUUGUUUUGGUAAUGACUAGAAUUGGUCAUAAAGGGUUUUAUCUCUUUUUGUGAAAUAUUUGACUCGAAAGUGAUAAUAUCCUUGAAACGGUAAAAUAAGCAAACAUUUACUCAACUUUCAAGGCUGUAGUAAUAAAAGGAGUAAACGGUGACUUAUUAUGACAUAAAUAAAUCCACCAUGGUCGAGGAAAACGAUCAGCAUUAUGGAAGAACAUCGAAUAAGAACGUUUUGUUAAAGAUUGUGAUCCUUGGAGACGGUGGAGUCGGAAAGUCAUGUUUAAUGAGUAGAUUUAUAUCUAAUCACUUUGACGAUCAUAAUUUUCACACGAUAGGAGUGGAAUUUAUGAAUAAAAUGUUAGAUGUUAAUGGAAAACAAUACACAUUGCAGAUUUGGGAUACAGCUGGCCAAGAAAGAUUUAAAUCUCUUAGAACCCCAUUCUAUCGUGGUACUGAUAUAUGCAUUUUAGCGUAUGCUAUUGAUGACCGCAGUUCCUUUAAUAAUAUUAAAACAUGGUUGAAUGAGUUUUUACACUAUGCUGGAGUAAAAAAUGGAAUUGAAAAGUUUCCUUUUGUUGUUGUUGGCAAUAAGUCAGAUGUAUCUUCAAAAGACCGAGAAGUUUCUCACGAUCAACUGAAACAAUGGUGUGAGCAAAAUAAAAUUGGCACAUAUAUAGAGACAUCGGCCAAGACUGAUAAUAAUGUUGUGGAAGCAUUUUCUAUGGCCGUACAAAGAUGGGCAAAUCUCGAAGAAAAGGCCGAGAAAGAGCUCCGCAUGUUACAUCAUCCGGACACUGUUACUUUACAUGGAUCGGCGCCAUCUGGCGGCCUCCGAGCGACUUGCUGCUCCCGAUUUGUGGAUUGAUGGGAAUAUUUUUCUAUUUUUAUUUAUACGUUUCUCGUAUUCUACAAUACAUUCCAAAGACGUAUUAUCUUUUAGUAGAUUAGAGAUAGAGCACACGAUACUGAUAACUCCAAGUGAGCAAAUAUUAGUUGCCUUUCAUGUUUUAUGCUUUUAAUAUUCCAACACGAAUGUUUACUAAUUUAUUAAAUAGAUAUUUUAAUAAAAAUAAAAAGGAGGCGACGGCAGAUUUAGGUAUCUAUGGGAGUAGAAUGAGGCAGAAGAGAAGAUUGGCAUAACGUACUCCUUUUUAGUAUAUUCAUAUUUAGGUUUUACUAAUUUAUUUGUAGUGCACUAAGGUCAAUUACACUUUUAAGUACUGAUAAAGUUUUAAAAGAAUCUCGUUUAUCACUUCUAUUGUAGAGAUUAAAACUUUGUACUGCAAAGCCAAACUGAUGUUUGCAAAGUUUUAUAUAAACUUUUGUUAGUCUUCCUAUCAUGCAACAACAGUAUUUGUUAACUGAGUUUGAACUAAACUGAACAAAAUUUUUUUUUCUAAAUAUCUUUGAGUAAUAAAAUAAUAAUAUUACUUAUUAAAACUUACUUUUAAAAAAUCUGAUAGUUUUAUGAAACUGUAAAUUUAAAUCUGAAACAAUUUUGGUUGUGAUUAAUAUUCAAAGUAUUGCAACAAUUAUAUUUAUACAUUCUAAGAAUUUCAUUUCGUUUUUAAGAAUAAAACAAGUUUUAAAUAAAUGAUAACAUAUCAAUUAACUAAUGGUAUUAAAUAUAAGGAAUAUGCUUUACAUACUAAAUUUAUGUAGAUGAAGUGUCGAUCAAAGGUACAGGAUAAGUGUAGAAUGAUUUCUGUAACAUGGUCAGAAUCGCUUAUUUCAUAUGAAUGAUGCACAAUUUAAUUAACUUUCCGUACUAAAUUAACCAAUCUUAGUAUUGAAAGCAGUCUUUAUACAAGUAAAUGAAUCUUUCGGGAGCAUCAUUCUCACCAAGUGCCUAAACUGUACCAAUAGCACGAACAACUGUAUUUUAAUCUACCUCUUAAGGCCUAGUUUUAUAGAUAUUUAUGUUUUAACUUCAGGUGGUCUUGUAAACUUAUUUUGCAAGUACCGCUGCUUACGGCUUUUGUCUCAGUCGUUAACUAAUUUAAUUAUUUGUCUCGAUGCAGCUAUGUUUGAGUGACGGUUGGAUAUUGGAGCGUAAGUUUCAAUAGCCAAGGUUUUUAUAAUGACUCGUGGUUUAUUUUGUUAGUGUCUUUAAAUUAACACCAAUAAUACAUGUAGAACGUCACGUAGGUAAUUUAGAAGGUAAUAUAGUCAUAUUUACUAACUUGUAUAUCUUGGUUUGUUAAAACACUUGUCUUUGAAGCACCAGGCAAAUUACUCUGUAACUUCCAAAAGCGAUAUCUCAAUACUGGGAUUUUGUUGUCAAGGCUACAUCGGCUUUGAACGUCGAACGCAUACAUUGGAAGUUACAGAGAGGCUUUUUAUAGCAUGAAAUCGAUAAGUAAAUGCCUACCUGAUAUGCGAUCAGCAGUAUACUCACCAGACCCUUACUCCAACGGGUAGCUCAAUCUAAAGUCUCCGCUUGAGAACUAUUAAAUAUGUCUUCGAAUAGAAAAAAUCGUUUGACGGCUCUAAGAAUACGUUUGGAAUUCAGGCUACAAUAUUAUUUUGUUGGGAAUUUUAGCAUAGGUCUUUAAUUCAUUGCGCAUCGUAACAUAAUAUAUAUAUAUAUAUAUAGAUUAUAAAAGUCCUGCUAUGAUAAUAACAAUUGUUUGUGGCACAAAUAAAUGGAUGUUAAUAAAAGAUUGUCUUUAAGAUAGCAUUGUCAGGAGCAUGUGAUUAAAACUUUAGAAUUGGUAUUUGAUGAAUAUUUUACAAAAGUUUAUUAGUUUAGUCUAUGUUUUAUAUUAAUUUGCACAAAUGCACUUAUUUCUAGUUGUUAAGCUGUGAUACAUGUUAUGGAGUACAGAAUAAAUUAUUGAAAAAAUGUU
This is a messenger RNA of Pieris napi, 2963 nucleotides long. RefSeq names its product ras-related protein Rab-9B (gene Rab9). Gene Ontology annotation, biological process: retrograde transport, endosome to Golgi. Gene Ontology annotation, molecular function: GTPase activity; GTP binding. The coding region runs from base 296 to 979 and encodes 227 amino acids. The transcript has 4 exons. Gene Ontology annotation, cellular component: late endosome; lysosome; phagocytic vesicle. The record is from RefSeq and is a predicted model, not a curated record. NCBI's taxonomy places the organism in Eukaryota, Metazoa, Arthropoda, Insecta, Lepidoptera, Pieridae.